AUUAGUUGGUGACUAGGCUGAGUUAAGUUCAUGGGAUUAUUUUUGGCUGGCGCCUAGGUAAACAAGUGUACGUUUUUCUUGUUCUGUCUGCUUAAUCGAUUCAGUAUUUUCUGUCUGCUUUGAGAUUCCACAUCUGGUUAUAGUCAGACACAUCGCUAAGAAAUUUCUGUGUUUCGUUCUUUUUACUCGGUGCGUUACAUUUUGAAAAAAAUGGCACAGUCGUCCACGGUUUUUGGUGGAAGAAAGUUCCGAGGUGGCCGUGAUUUAGCGGAAGAACAAGCUGCGCUGCAGUGGAUAUUCGGCGUACUACGGGAGCCGGUGCCGGCAAAUGUUCCAUUUGACGAAUUAUUGAAAGAUGGUCAAGUGCUGUGCCGGUUUAUGCAACGAAUCGACCCUCAGCUGAUACGAAAAAUUAACACAUCCGGUGGACCUAUCAAGCUGAUGGAGAAUCUUGGCAUGUUCAACGCAGCCUGCCGGCGUUUAGGCGUUAACCAUGUGGAUCUGUUCCUGACCACUGACUUGUGGGAUAAACAGGAUAUCGGAGCUGUGUACAACUGCUUGAGCCAGCUUGGCAAAAUCGUGCAGAAAAUUCGGCCGGAUCUUCCACCAUAUGGACCAAAAAUCGCGGAGGAAACCAAAAAGAAUUUCGCUGACCAGGAUGGCCGUUUCGGUGAUACCAACAAGAUAAACCAGCAGUUUUACAACAAAAACUAUCAAUAUGAUCAGCAGCAAUUUAAUCAACAGCAAAACCACCAGCAGCAACAGCAGACGACGACGAUUCAUCACCACAGCUCGCAACAACAACAGCAGCGUCAAUACAGCAGCAGUGUCCAGUACAGUCAGCACCAGUUCAUGUCAGCCGUCAAUGCCGGUGGCAAUCAGCGACCUAUAAACGCAGGAUACGGAAACAACCGAUAUCAGUAAUGAUUCGGGCGCACUGCACUGCUAAGGAUUACUCUGGACAGCCUUUUCACUUUAAAUUGGAUUCGGUCUCUUUCGCUGUGCUGGGCUUGUCGUAACUCUUUACUGUACGAUCAGAUAUUUUGUCAACUUUGUGGGUUUUGUAGCAUUUCAUGCGGAAAACGCGCAUUAAUCGUAAAACGGGGAAUUUUACUGCAUUUCGCGCUGUACACGCUAUGUUGCACUGAACUGGCCACAUGUGACCAAUAAUAAAUA
Messenger RNA from Paramacrobiotus metropolitanus, 1176 nucleotides. RefSeq names its product muscle-specific protein 20-like. The coding region runs from base 211 to 924 and encodes 237 amino acids. NCBI's taxonomy places the organism in Eukaryota, Metazoa, Tardigrada, Eutardigrada, Parachela, Macrobiotidae. The transcript has 6 exons. Gene Ontology annotation, molecular function: protein binding. The record is from RefSeq and is a predicted model, not a curated record.